AUGAAAGGAAACAAUGGUUCUCAGCUGCGGGAUGCGACCAGAGCGGUCCCUCCGGCCGCAAAGGCCUUCAGAUGGGACGAGGCAAAGACGCAAGCUCUCGUCAACCUGGCGAAGAGCGAUCCAUCUUACCUCAUCCUAUUCGCCUCAUCGCAAGAUGGUCAGACGAGGGAGCGUAGCGCAGCCAGCUUCCAGUUGAUCAUCCGCUUCUUUGAGAGGGCCGACAAGUCAUGGCUCGGAGAUAUGGCAAAAAGAGGGUUAAUCGAGAAGGAUGGGGAGUCGGGAUGGCGGCGGACGGAGGCAUGGCUCGGGACGAAGCAGAUGGAAAACAACCCCGUCAUGGUCAAGAUCAAGACGCUGAGGAAGAAAUACCAGGAACUGGUCGACCAGGGAGUGGCACAAGAAUGGUCCAGCUGGGACGAUGCGCCGAAGUCACGGCACACCACCGGCCAGAUGCAAUGCCCGCUCUUCUUUGAAUUGCGAAAGCUCUACAACAGCGCCGAGAGCAUUGUUCUGCGCACCCCAGCAAGGGCGGACGACCACGGCGCAGGCGACGGGAGCGGUGCCGGAAGUGACGCGAGCGCACCACCGGCGGAAUCGCCCUCUCGGCGCUUUGGAAAGGCCACAGUGCGCACACAACCGCAGCUGGCCGCAGCAAGCUCGCCGCAAUCCAUUCUUAAUUACACAACACCCAUACCCGCGUCGAUUCCCAAACCGCCUCGUCGACUUCCCAGUUUCAAGAAGAUCGGCCAGGUCGAAGUCCCACCCUCUCCUACCGCCAUCCCGCCCGAAUCCCCUCUUUCACCCCUCGACCGCAAAGUUUUCCUCCCCAUGCCCAAAUCCGAGGCGCCUGGGGAGGUCUUCCAGAAAGCAGUCCUCGAGGACCUGUUCUGCUCCAGUCCUUCGUAUCCACUCCUCAAAUCGGAACCGGCGGAGACCAAGCCCGAGAUGUGGGACAUCAAGCCCGACCCGGGGUUGGUGUGCUCAAUCAUGCGCGAGUCUCCGCUCGGCCCCUGGGAUCCUAAUCCUGCAAAGCCGCAGGGUUCGCGUCAAGAGCGGGAUACAAAGCCUGAGCUUGCCGCCAAGGUCGAACCGACACUUGAGGACCUCUUCCGAGACAGCUCGGAGGAACCGGAGGAGGAGGAGCCAGAGCAGGAGGAAACGGAGCCACAGUUCCCACUGCAGCCCGAGCCUGCGUCGCGGCAGGCGAGCUGUCUCCCGGACAUCGUCGAAGCCGAAGUUGAACGAUACAUUCAUAGUAUCGACUGGAGUCACCUUCCCACCAAUGUCUUUUUGCUCGACGCCUUACAUACCGAUGUCCGCGUUCGAUCAGCGCUUCUCCCGGACCUCUACCCAGCAGAACAAAUCGUUUUCGGCAAGCUCAAGCGGAAAGAGGAGUGGAAGGUCUUGAGAGACCUCUACGUCACUAUCGUGGAGUCCUGUCCCGGUGGCAGAGAGUGGAUAGAGCUAGCUGAAGGCUGGCGGUGGAUCGGAUACAAAGAGCUGCCGGAGAAAAGUGGAAAGGGUGAGAAGGCAAAACCAAAGGAGAAGCUCAAGGCGACGAUGGACUGGCCGAGAGGUGUCGAGUACGGCUUCUCAGAGAGGCUUGAAGAGUUGUCCGACGCCUGGGCACGCGGCACUUUCGAGCGCGAUGUCGGAGACGCACUGCCUGCUCGUGUCGAUGGCAAAUCUUGGUCAGACAUUAUGCACGGAAUCUUCGGCGCCAGUGAGGCGAAGUCAACCCCGGCAAGGUCGAGUCCUGCGAUCGCGCUAGGUACGGAGUGGAGCGAUGAUGGCAUGUCUGCACUCGGCUCUCCUCGGUCCGACGCCCCACUCGCGCCCUCGCUCCGGCAACUCCUCGAGAUCGCCCUCCCGGUCCCCGCCAUCGACCCUGCCCUUGACUUCCGACUCCCUUCUCAGCCCGCCGGUGGCGCCUAUCUCCAUUCCCCGCUUCGAUCCCCAUCGCCGAUCAAGAUCAAACAAUCCCCACAGGCCGUAGCGGGCCCUUCGGCCCAUCCCACACCUUCCACAUACAAUGCGGAACCGACUCUCAAGCGGAGACGUUCUCUCUCGCCGCUCCGUCAACGCUCACCUGUGCCGCGCAUGAGGCAAACGUCGUAUCAUGAGGAAAACCGCACGUCGUACACGGAACACCAGCUACCUUCGCCACCCCCAUCACACCACGGCGACGGGUAUCGGGACCGACGCUUGUCAUCGCGCGACGAUGAUGAUGCUUCAUCCCGAUCACAUCACCGGGAGGAAAGCUUGCCUGAGCGGUAUCUUGCAGCCUCAACGUACCGGCCAGCUCCAUCCCCGAGCAAGGACGGCGACACGGGCGCACAAACUUCGCCGAUCAUCAACCCGGCUGAAUCCUCUACCCAUCGUUCUCGUCCGAGAUCGCGGUCAGUCUCGUCGAGUCCAGCGCGGAGCCAUGACGGCGGUGCGCGCUGGCGACCUGCGGCUCGCUCGUAUCGUCAGUGGUGGGACAUAAUCGAUUUUGCGUCGAGGCGGUCCUUCAGGGUUAGGGAUCUCCCUACAAGGUGGCUGAAGCUAUACGACGCCGCAGAGGAUAAAGACCUCGAGGAGGAUUACUUCGAGCUGGGCAGAGCGGAGAUCUAUAUGGAAGGCAUCAUGGGUGCAUGCGCUACCAAGAAAACCCGUCCUUGGAAAAGUUAUCACUAUGUGACGACUGAUGACGGUCAUAUACCCUCGAGGCAGAUACGAGAUAUGCUGCAAGAUCUGGUAUUAGAGACAGGAGGGACAUUUGUCAGUCACGCAGAGCUCCAAAACCGCGGCAAGCGGGAUUGCAAGACCUAUCUUUUCGAGAUACAGUUAUACGAGGAGCGAGGGCAGAGGAAGGACAUGGCCAGUCUCAAGAAAGGCAUGAUCCACAGAGUCGGUCUCAAGGAAUAUCUUGACGAGGUCGCGCGGGUCUCAGGUGCUCUCGCAAAGUUCGCUCUUCAACUGCCCAUUGGCUCUGCAUAUCACCAAGAAUCAGCGGAGACGACUGCCCGGCAAGAGAAUCUCCUUGCUUUGACUCUUGUUGUCUUCAACAUCCGCGAAAGGUCCACUCUCAUCAUCCAGUCAUGCCUGCCCAAUCGUCGUGCCGGGCGUGUCAAGCGCGGGCGGCAAGCUGAUCUGUGUAGAUGGGACCUCGAAGGGCAAAAAAAGCUAUUAGCGGCGAUCAAGGCGAACGCUGCGUUCCGGAACUUCUUCUUCCCCGGGCAGCAUCCGGCUCCCGCGAAAUCUGGUCAAAAGGUGGCUGCCCUCUUCACUUUGACCAUUCAGCUCCGCCGGGAUAAUCAAGCUUGGAUGGACGAUAUGGUAGGGCGAGGUCUCAUCGAGAGUGAUGGAUCGGGCUGGAAACGCGGAGAAGCAUGGACGAGUCGGCAUAGCUGGAACUCGCCCGUCUACACCCAAAUCAGAAAACUCAUAGACGAUUAUCAGCUGUCUAUAUCGCGGGGGAUGAGGCAGGAAUGGACAUGUUGGGCGGACGUUCAGGCUGUUAAUGCGGUGUUGUAUAAUACCGUGAAAAAGCACAACCCCUUGUUUUUCGAGAUUAAGGGGGUGUUUGCGCUCUCGGAACCGGCGGCGCCGUCCACGUCGACCUCGCCUGCGCCUCUGCAACGAGGUAAAGCAGCCAAGGUCGCUAACCCGGGGGUCAAGAAGUCACCACUCGCCGCCAAAUCAGCGCCAGGUUCCUCGUCGAGAGCGAUACAGGUCAAGCCAGGCCAAGCGACUGCUGCGGCGUCGUCGGAUUCGGAAUCAGACUUCGAGAUCCUUGCCAACAUGCCCCGUCACGCAGCAAAGCGCAGGCGGCUUGAUCUUCCCAGAGCUACCUCAUCCUCCUCCGAUGAGUGGCGCGAGGCUCUGAAUCGACCUACCCCGCCCCCCAAAAAGCAGCCAGCUCGGACCCGGAUCGGUCAGACGCAGCAGCCAUCGAAUGAUCCGGCGGCUGGUGGCCGCACUCGAAACUCUUCUGAUGGAGAUGCCAGCAGCCUCCGUCACAGCACAGAUCUUUCCACGCUCGUCGAUGAAUCCGUCUUGGCCAAGUCCGAAUCGGGCCCCGACGCUUCCUUCGCAACGAUGCCCCUGCCUUCCUUGUCCCCAGCGCCCUCCAAUUCCAUCACACAAGCCCCCUUAGCAGCCACCUCAGGGACCCCAUACUUCAAACCGAUCGACUGGACCGACCCCAAAGCGACCUCCCUCCUCCUAAAGACUCUGCACCGCCACGAGAAACACCGCCAUGUCUUGAUGCCAGCACGGUAUCCCGCUCCAAUUGGCGAAAGCAAGAAGGACGGCUGGAAGCUUAGCCCCCGUGAAUGGAAAUGGGCCGGAAAAUUGGACGGUGUAUGGAAGGCGACGGUGGAGUGGCCGGAGAAUGUGGAUUAUGGCUUCACCGAGAGGCUUGAGGAGUUGUCCAUAUCCUGGGCAGACGGGACCUUCAAGCUUGAAGCUGGGGGUCUCGACGCAGUCUUUGGGCCAGCCGGUACUGUUCAGUAUCGAACGGCAGAUCCUAUACCUCAGCCGCAGCUCGAGCUAGCGUCGACAAAUAGCUCCUACAUCUCCGCCGACGGCAGUACCACUCGCCACCUUACUCGAGCGUCACUGCCAUCUUCGAGUUUGGAGCAGGAAUACCGCGAAACUCAGCCAAAGCCUCUCCAGGCUCCUCCAACCGGUCCCCGUGCGGAAAGGCGCGGUGCCUACAUGCCUAGAUCGACCUCCCCUGGAUCGCACGACUUUGCCUUCGAUGCCCAAGAGCGACUAUCGCACCCUAUCCCGCACAUCACAGCAUACACUGCACCCUCGCUACCGUAUAGCGCAGCAUCCGGAGGUAGCAGCUCGAGAUGGCCGCAUGCUCUACCUCCGUCUUCCGCUCCGCCGCCACCUUUCGUAGCGGAAGAGCGGCCGAAGCCGGCCGCCAAGCUGGGGCUCCUACGCCGGGAGGAUUACUUCGAGAUGAUGGCCAUAGCGACCAAUCCGAGCUAUGGCAAGGCCGACCUGCCUCGGCGCUGGGAAGAGGAAUUUGCAAAGGCGAGGAGUAGGGAGGAUCAGGCGGAGAUUUUGGAGUUAGGCAAGGCGGAGAUUUUCAUGAAGGGCAUAAUGGGAGCCUGCGAGACAAACCGACACCGAGCUCGGCCUUGGUGCACUUGGCACAAAGUGGCAUUUUUGGAUGAGUCAAUCGACUCACGCGCCGUGCGCGGUAUCUUUGAGGAGUUGCUGUCUACGACUGGAGGCAAGCGAAAGACCCACAAAGAGAUCGCAACCCGCGAUACUUUCUACCGCAUCGAAUCCCACCGCUUCGACCUGCGACUCAUCUCCACUUCGAAUCGCGCACUUCGAGAGCAAAUGCUGCAGGAUGGAGCUGCCGAGAUACAUCACGGAGGACUGAUGGAGUACCUCUCCAUCGUAGCGGCAGCUUGCAUUUGA
Dioszegia hungarica is the source of this 5427-nucleotide messenger RNA. RefSeq lists its product as uncharacterized. The record is from RefSeq and is a predicted model, not a curated record. The transcript is spliced from 21 exons. NCBI's taxonomy places the organism in Eukaryota, Fungi, Basidiomycota, Tremellomycetes, Tremellales, Bulleribasidiaceae. Bases 1 to 5427 code for a protein of 1808 amino acids.